Molecule: messenger RNA, 2816 nt
Organism: Strongylocentrotus purpuratus (purple sea urchin)
Lineage: Eukaryota; Metazoa; Echinodermata; Echinoidea; Camarodonta; Strongylocentrotidae
Product: toll-like receptor Tollo
Exons: 1
Coding region: 110-2809 (899 amino acids)
Biological process (GO): toll-like receptor signaling pathway; immune response
Cellular component (GO): membrane
Molecular function (GO): transmembrane signaling receptor activity; protein binding
Source: RefSeq, a predicted model, not a curated record
CACUACGAAAGACAUUAUAGAUUGGAUUUGCAUUGGAUUAGAUAUGAUUUGAUUGAAUGAGAUUUGAUUAACAUUUGUUUUAUUGAGUAUUUCAACAAAACUUGCCACAAUGGGAAUCUUCAUUAAAGGACAGUUCUUAUUGACAAUCCUGUUGAAUUUGAUAUCAGUUUGCGUCUGUGAAGAACAUGUGAACUCCGCAAUUUUCACUCCAUACGUUAUCGAGUGUCCAGUUGUACCGCUACCGACAGGUAAUAGCAGUUGCCAAUGUGACCCUCCAAACAUCACAGUCACAGACACUGACUCCCUUGCUGCAUUUCAGUAUGUCUCCUGCAAAUUGACUCCUGAAUUAAUCAGUGCUACGAAUCCGGAUCCAUUUUAUUUCCCGCGAUCCAGGAGAGUGUACAUUGAUUGCUCAUGGAACAAUUCUCUUAGUUAUUCCGGCUUUUUGAUGAGCGCGGUAAAAAAAUGUGGCGACAUCGCCGAGGAAGUUGAUACCGUUGGCGAUGUCAAUUGCUUUACGCCCUUCAACAUCACCGCCGAUACGUAUAUGGGUCUACCUGGUCUGCAGAAAUUAAACUUCGCUUUAGAGGAUGAUGUUUCCAUCAAACCCGAUGCCUUUUCUCCACUCAAAAACCUUGAGGUACUGUCAUUGGUUCAACUUGAUUUAAAGUCUCUGCAUCCGGAGGUUUUCAGAGGUUUGACCCACCUUCGGCAACUAAGUUUGUGGGAUAAUGACAUUCGAGAACUUCCCGAUGGCAUCUUCAAUGAUCUUCAAGACUUGCAGGUACUGUCCCUCCGGAGCAAUAGCAUUACGCACAUCUCCCGUGACCUUCUGAAACCCCUCGAAUUCUUGAACACAUUAUACCUAGAUGACAAUAACAUUUCAUCCAUACACGCUGAUGCGUUCCGGUCGAUGAGGUCCCUCGAAGAAGUGGAUUUGUCACGAAAUAACCUUGAUGAGAAGUUCAGUCUGAGUUUCUUAGGUACUGAGAAGCUUUUACUCUCCUACAAUUCAUUGACUUCAUUCACAGAGGACACUGUGCCAGGAGUCCGGGGAUAUACAACCUCGUUAGAUUUGUCACAUAACUUAAUAUCGUCCAUUUCCGAAAGUGUUUUUCAAACAGAUGAGUUACUUUCUUCGCUUUCGUACGUCGUUCUCCGUAACAACCGUCUCGAAUCGUUACCAACGAAUGUCUUACGAUGGGCAAGAAGACUCACAUUCAUCGACUUUAGUUAUAACUCUUUAGAGACUCUCCACGAUGGACUCUUCGAUAUCCAGUCGAACCCUCUCGGGGAACAGAGACUAGCUGGAAAUCAGUUGGUGGUUAGGCUAGGUGGUAACCCUUUCACUUGCGACUGCCGUCUUACUUGGUUUCGUAUUUAUGACGGGCAGGAUGUUUGGAUAAGUGAUCGCGAUGACAUCGAAUGCUUUUCACCACCCAACCUGAAUGGAAUACCAUUAUUCUCAAUAAGGCCUGAGCAUUUUGAGUGCCCCUUGUCCGAUUCUCUGUGCCCUGAACAUUGUCAAUGCUACGAGGUUAUGAAGGAUCUAGGGCUUCAAACACCUCGCCGUGUGAUCAAUGUCGAAUGUGAAUCUGAAAAUCUAACACGUAUUCCGCGAGGCAUACCAAGCAAUACUUCAUCGUUGGACCUAACCGGGAAUAUCUGGAACACUCUUAGAAAAAGUAUGCUUGAUACUCGAAUGCCAUUCUUAAGCGACUUGACGCUUACUAGGUGUAGUAUCGUGAGGAUAGAAAGCGGAGCGUUUAGACUCUUAAACUCAGUCCUGCAAUUGAAACUCGACGGAAAUAAUUUUCGCAAUAUAACGAAAGGGACGUUCCAGGGAUUGACUCGACUUAACACGAUGUAUUUAAACCACAGUUCCAUCAGAACUAUUGCUGAUGGGGUCUUUCUGGACACCCCAAGUUUAACCUAUCUCUAUCUACACGGAAACUUUCUCACCGUCCUCCCUGCUAUCCAGCACUUCCCUCAAAGUCUCGAAAUAGUGAGCCUCCAAGAAAACCCACUAACUUGUAGCUGUAACUUGAUCUCAUUACAGGGGUUGGUCAGGUACACAUUAGAGGUUAAGGGCAAUGUAACAUGUCGGAAGCGCGACGGUACCACCGUAUCAUUAGCUAACCUCGAUUCCUCUUACUGCAGGAAACAUGGGACAAGUCCAUUACUCGCACCACUUGCAUCGCUUGGUGCCAUCACUGGUGUUCUCGUGGUUGUGUUCAUUUGCGUUUUUCUAUACAAAAAGAACAAAACGCUCUUCCAGCUCAUGUUACUGCGUUACUUUCCUCAAGACCUGUCCGAAGAUGACGCGAACAAACCCUUCGAUGUCUUUAUCUCCUAUUGCCAACUUGACGACGAAUUCGUGCUCCGUUACUUGGUGCCACUUUUGGAAACUGAAGAUGAGCCUUCUUACACCAUCUGUCUCCAUCAUCGUCACUUUGUCCCAGGCGACACCAUCGCGAACAACAUCGUGAGCGCCGUGGCGCAGAGCCGUCGUGUCAUUCUCGUCUUGUCAGACAACUUCCUGCAGAGUGACUGGUGCAUGUACGAGUUCCGCAUGGCUCACUUUCAAGCGUUGCACGAUCGCCGUAACACGUUGCUCAUCAUCACUCUUGGAGAUAUCAGCCAAGACUCUCUCGAUCCUGACCUGAAGGCAUACAUAAGAACUACAACCUAUCUAGAGUCUUUUGAUUCGAAAUUUAAAAACAAGCUCUUUUUGGCGCUGAAAAGAGGGCGCUCGAACCAAAGAACAGCACGGAAUCAAAUCAAACUCGUUGAUUUCGAUGGAAUAUGACAUGUCC